This is a messenger RNA of Peronospora belbahrii, 957 nucleotides long. The record is from the annotation of a GenBank genome assembly. NCBI's taxonomy places the organism in Eukaryota, Oomycota, Peronosporomycetes, Peronosporales, Peronosporaceae.
AUGAUAUCUUUACGUACUGUUUUCUUUCGUCCACGUCUUGUCGUGCACCGAUCGUUUGCAUCCAAUAGCAAUUAUGAACACCUUGCAAACUGGAUCAAAGGUUCCUCGUCACAGUCCUUUGAUUGUUUAUCCACAAAGUUUCAAACCUUGUCGACAGAGUUUCUUAACUCGUCUCGUGUGCUUCACUUGAAACUUCAUCGUCCAGAGGUUUUAAAUGCCAUGAAUAUGCAAAUGUGGAUUGAGUUGGCUCAAUCGUUUCAAUUGAUUGAAUCAGAGCCAAGUAUCAAAGCUGUUGUAGUGUCAGGAGAAGGACGUGGGUUUACGAGUGGAAUGGACCUUGAUGUCCUUACUCAAAUGCAGAAAAUUGCAAUGGAAGAAUCUUGUCCAGGACGUAAGCGUGAGCAAUUGAUGCAUGUCAUUGAUAAAUUCCAGAACGUUGUGACGGCAGUGGAACAAUGCCGAGUCCCGGUUAUUGCAGCAAUACAUGGUCCUUGCAUUGGCGCUGGUGUUGAUUUGAUAACGGCCUGUGAUUUGUGCUACUCUGAUGUGAAUGCUGUCUUCUCUGUUAAGGAGGUGGAUCUAGGAAUCAUUGCGGAUAUAGGUACGUUGCAACGUUUACCCAAGCUUAUUGGUGACCAUCGAGCAAAGGAAUUAGCCUUUACAGGCCGCAAUGUUACUGGACAAGAAGCUGAGAAGCUUGGUCUGGUUUUAAAAGCUUUACCUGAUCAAGAGACACUCAUGAAUCACGUAGAAGAUGUGGCCAAAGCGAUUGCGAAGAAGAGUCCGCUGACGAUUCGUGGUAUCAAACAAACAAUUCGUUACCAAAGAGACCACUCGACAAGGGACUCGCUUCAGCAGAUUCGUUACCAUAAUGCCGCUGUGCUGUACAGUGACGAUUUGAAACAGGCCGUAGGUGCGGUCUUGACGAAGACGGAGCCCAAAUUCCGCAAUGAUUAG